AUGCACAGCAUUGGUUCGCGUCCACCGAUGUUUCCAUUCGUAUUUCCACCGGGUUAUCCUUUCUCUCCAGCUGUUCUCUCUCAAGGUUCAGCAGCAGCGACAGCAGUACAUACACCUACUGGACAUUCAUCAGUCAUGACAACUCACAGUAAUCAUAAUGGUAACAACAACGGCAGCCAUUCCUUGGGACAAAAGCGAUCAACAACACUCAGAACAAUGGAUCAUAGUCCGCAACAUCAUAAACUAUCAGUAUCACAUGACGAGAAGAGAUCGAAGAAACCUCAUAUCAAAAAGCCAUUGAAUGCCUUUAUGCUAUUCAUGAAAGAACAACGAGCCCAAGUUGUACAAGAAUGUACAUUACGAGAAAGUGCCGCUAUCAAUCAAAUACUUGGUCGAAAAUGGCAUGAACUCGAUCGAAAUGUUCAGCAAAAAUAUUAUGAUAUGGCACGCGAUGAACGAAUGAGACACAUGCAGUUAUAUCCCGGAUGGUCAGCUCGAGAUAAUUAUGGUGCAAGGAAGAAGCGCGGAAGUAAAGGGAAGAAACGAGAAAAAAGUCAAGGAGAAAAUGGCGAAUGCCUCAAUCAGAAGAAAUGUCGUGCAAGAUUUGGUCUCGAUCAACAAUCGAAUUGGUGUAAACAUUGCAAACGAAAGAAAAAGUGCCUUCGAUAUACAGAAGACGAGUCCGCCUGUAUUGGACCGAAUUCCGUUGGCGGUGGUUCAUGGAGUGAAGACGAUGACAUUGAUAAUAUGGAUGAUUCAAAUGAUGGUAUUGAGCGUUGUGAUAUACCAUUGAUGGAACAUCCUGAAGGAGAAGAUUUACAUACAAGCAGUGGAAAUAAUCGUUCGUCACAUCAUGGUGAACGGUUGAUCGAUUCGGAUGAAGAAAAUAAAUCACGUAUCUUAAUGCAUCAACAACCACCAAAUUCAAACGGUAGUGGUUCAUCAACAUCCACUAACUGUGCUGUGCCAAUGACAUUGAUGCCAGCACGAGCAACAACUUCAUCAUCAAGAAAAGACUCAUCGUCAUCGUCAACAUCUCCACAAGGUUCCAUUCACCUUCCUCAUCAACGAUAUCCAAUAAUUCCGCCACCUCACUUUCCAUCAUCUCAUCAUCAUCAUCACCAUCAUCAUCCUUAUUUUGAUCCAUUCUUACAACCAUCACCGAUGCCUCUUUUGAAUGGACUCAAACGAGAGACAUAG
This is a messenger RNA of Adineta ricciae, 1200 nucleotides long. Lineage: Eukaryota; Metazoa; Rotifera; Eurotatoria; Adinetida; Adinetidae. The record is from the annotation of a GenBank genome assembly.